Bombina bombina (fire-bellied toad) is the source of this 967-nucleotide messenger RNA. RefSeq lists its product as uncharacterized. The record is from RefSeq and is a predicted model, not a curated record. Bases 86 to 898 code for a protein of 270 amino acids. The transcript has 2 exons. NCBI's taxonomy places the organism in Eukaryota, Metazoa, Chordata, Amphibia, Anura, Bombinatoridae.
UCUGAGCAGGCUGUUUUAGAAAAUUCCCCUCUCGAUCCCUUUUUAGUUAGGGAAUGGGUUCAAAGAAUCCUCUCUUUCGUUGGAAAUGCUAAUUCAGCAAUUAUUAUUGAACGUAGAAAGAACAUUCUACGGAAAAUUGAUCCCAAAAUUUGUGACAAUGCUACUAAUGAAAUUGACUCUGAUGUUAACGGUCUUCUGUUUGGAGAUAUUUUUCUUAAAGACCUCAAUAAUUAUAUUAAUACUUUUUCAAAUCUUAAUAAAGUCAGAACUUCAGUUCGUAAAAUUUUCUAUCCUAAUAGUUUUUCCGACAGGGCCGGGAAAGGCAGAGGUCGCUUUCCUGGCCGCACAAACUAUCAGACAAGACCUCAAUUCCAGCAACAACAGUUUCAACAGCCCUUUUAUCGAUCCUUUCAAGAUCCUUCCACCUCACAGUUCUUUCCAUCCCGAUCCAGACCAUGGUUCCAAAGGGGUCAGCGUUCCAGAGCAAGAUCUCGUCCCCCUUCAAUUACCAACUAAUCAUGAAGACUUAUUGAAAAGUGGUUUCAUCCCUCUUCAUUCGUCUCUACAAUCAAUCCCUUCAAAUCCUCAGAAGUUCUUCUCCAAGUUCAAAGAAUCCUGGUUUUCUGCUUCAUCUCAAAGUUUUGGAUUUAAAAGAAGUUUCCUCAUGUCCUUUUGGAUUGCUAUUUUUCUGUUGGUUCUCGUUUUCAUGUUGGAACUGGUUUCUGUUAUUUGUAAUCUCUGGAUCUUCAGCUUCAAGCAAGAAAGAGGAAGUUGGGGCUCGUAUUGGACAGUUUAUGGGAGCUAUGAUACAUCCUAUUGGUCCAUUUUUUCUGUUUUCACUAAAGUACCCAUUUCAUUGGCUACUUAUGUUCUACAUGUUUUAUCUGUAUUGUUUUAAUGUUUUAUUCACUUCUGUAUCAUUACUUUAAAAGGCUGCAUUAAGUAGUAUAAAGAAAGAUAUGCAAAA